Solanum dulcamara is the source of this 438-nucleotide messenger RNA. RefSeq lists its product as uncharacterized. Bases 1 to 438 code for a protein of 145 amino acids. The record is from RefSeq and is a predicted model, not a curated record. Lineage: Eukaryota; Viridiplantae; Streptophyta; Magnoliopsida; Solanales; Solanaceae. The transcript has a single exon.
AUGGGAAAUUGCAUGAGAAGUAGUAGAGCUCAUGUUGUAGUUCAUGAUGAUGAUGAAGACAAAAAAGUUGAGGAAUUAGCACAAAAGGCAAAGGAACAAAGCAAGAGAAGAAAGAGUGUUAGAUUUAAAGUUGUAGAUAAUGAUGUUGAUGAUGAAGAGAAAAAGGCAGAAGAGGGCAAAAAAAUGAUGAUGAAAAAAGGUCAUGUGGUGAGGAUUAGGGUAGUGGUGACACAGGAAGAAUUGAAGCAAAUCUUGAAUGGGAAAUUGGAUUUUUCAUCAAAAGACGAACUUUUAAGAAAAAUAAAGUCAGCAAGUAUUAGAAGUAACAACAAAAGAAGAUUAUAUGAAGAUGGAUCUAAUUUUUCUUAUGGAAAAAUGACUAGUCGUAGUUGCACAAGUUGGAGGCCUGUUCUUGAGAGCAUUCAAGAAGACAAUUAA